Messenger RNA from Cryptococcus deneoformans JEC21, 1598 nucleotides. Its product is annotated as expressed protein. Bases 461 to 1525 code for a protein of 354 amino acids. Gene Ontology annotation, cellular component: plasma membrane; fungal-type vacuole. The transcript is spliced from 7 exons. The record is from RefSeq and is a predicted model, not a curated record. Lineage: Eukaryota; Fungi; Basidiomycota; Tremellomycetes; Tremellales; Cryptococcaceae.
GACUUCUCAUCUGUGGGUAGAAAUUUUAUUCAUGUUCGCCUGGGGUGACUGCACUCUGUCAUCACGUCAUUAUCAUCGCAAACAAAUCUCUUCCACUCGCUGUCCGCCUAAAUAGAAUCCACAUCUAUCACCUCAUCCAGAAGCUUGAAUUAAUCGCAACAAAGUAUACCUACACAGUGGUCGCUCGACAACAGUCUUCGCACUUGUUUAACAUACCUCGACGCCCUAUCAUCAACGGUGAUUAGCAGCGCAUUCAUAUCGCAAAGCAAGAAACACAUAGACUAUCCCCUAAUCAUAGACAUCGCAAAAGAACUGUGGUGCCCAUUUCGGCGGAGUUACAUUACACCAUUGGUUGUGCAUCUUCACUCUUCAAAUUGUUCACCGCCACGUCUUUUUUGCUCUUCGACAUAACUGAAAUCAGGAUCAAGCCUCAAGCCAACCUGUCAUUGCAAUAGGCAGAAUGAUCAGGGUGAAUUCCCCCCUUCAAGGCCUCAUUGCCUUCUCUCUUUUAUCGACAUCAGUUUUCGCCAGGUCUGAUCGUAUUUGUCCCGAAGACCCAUAUGCCAGCCCAAGCACAGAUACGUGCAACCCUAUGAGAUACAUUCCCAACAAGGGUAUCAAUAUAGCUGCCGCUGUACUCUACUUCAUCGUUGCUGCUAUUCUUACUUUUCAUUCUUUUCGCCAAAAAGCUAAUUACUUCCUUGCCCUUGUUAUUGGAGCAUGGUGUGAGGGCAUUGGCCUGGUGCUUCGUGUUGCCUUUAGGACGAACCCUCAUAGCACAGGGCUAUAUAUCGUCUGUUAUCUCUUUGUCGUCCUCUCUCCCUGCGCCUUCCUUGCUGGUGACUACAUUCUUCUUGGACGUCUAGUCCAAUAUCUGGACGCCCACCAUUAUCUUCGUCCCCUUCGAGCUCAGUUGGUUUCUUGGAUCUUUAUUGUAUCUGAUGUGAUAACCUUUCUUAUCCAAGCAGCUGGUGGCGGACUGUCAACGGCAACGGAUGUUCAAACCGCCCAAAACGGAGGUCACAUCUUCCUAGCCGGUAUUGCCGCACAAAUGGCCAGUUUUAUUUUUUUCACCAUUGCAUGGUUAAUUUUCGGUAUCAGAGCCUGGAGAGAAGACAAAGAGUUAUGGCGACGUCCCGGGUGGAAGCCCCUUUUCUUCGCGCUCGGUUUCACCUGUAUUUGCUUUCUCAUUAGAAGUUUUUAUCGAACUGUUGAGCUCAGUCAAGGAUACGUCGGCUAUCUCGCUAUUCAUGAGCGAUACUUCCUUGGUCUCGAUUGCCUUCCACUUUUGCUUGGUAUCGCUACAUAUGUCUUCUUUUGGCCAGGGAAAUAUCUUCGCUUCGCUCCUAAACCUAAGAAAUCCAAGGAGUCCAAGGAGUCCAAGAAAUCUAAGAAGUCCAAGAAGUCAAAGAAGUCAAAGAAUGGGGUUGCGGAGGAUGUAGAGGAGGGAUUGCCCAUGCACGACCUGAAUGGCGAGGGAUUGGGAGAUAUGGUCAAGGGUGACGAGAAUUAUCAGAUGAGAUAAGUAUGAUAUUCAAACGCAACAACGGAGCUUUUUGUAGAGCGGCAGUAUUUGGAACAUUAGGGGUAGACAAAAU